AAAAAAAUAAACCAAUCUUAUCUUUAUGCAUUACUCCGGGUUCUUGAUUUUAAUUCUUGUUUUUACAGAUCCAAAAAGUAUUAUAUGCAAAUUAAUACUGAGGAAAAUAUGGGAACCUAGAGAAGACAAUCGAGGUCUAAUCUUUGAAUGGAUUCCUAAAAGCAUGGUUGACACAAGAAAUUAUACGAUAAAUAAAUAUGGCAUCAAAAUCAUUUCGACUAGCCCAAGUGAUAUCUAUAAAAUUGUCAAAAGUCACAAUCAUUAUCGAUGCCAUGUAUCCCCUCCUGCUUCUGACAUGCUUAAAUUAAGGUGGUUAGAAGAAGCGGCCCAUCUUGCAGUGAACAGAGUUGAACAAUGUUAUAAAGGACAUGACAGCGAAGGGGAAAGAACACCUCAAGAGUUCAAAGUUUUGGGAUGCGGUCAAAAUAUAGCUUACACGCCAAGUUUAGGCGGGUGGGAAGAUAUUAUAGUUAUGUGGUUCAAGGAAGGCGAUGGCUUCAGAUACGGAGGGCCUCAAAAUGGCCUACCAAUAAAGCAUUAUACCCAAUUAGUUUGGAGCUCGACAAACUACGUAGGCUGUGCAAUGGCUAUAUGUCCUAACGAUCCUUAUAAUCGAACUUAUCACUGGGUCUGCAACUAUUGCCCAAAAGGUAAUAUUAAAGGUGAAAUGGAUUUUCCGUACAUAGCCGGACACAAGCAAAGUUGCAAACUAUGUCUUGGGAGAAGAAGAUGCACGCGGGGUGACGAAUUUACCGGGAAAUUAUUUGAGAAAUGCGACUCAAUGUGCCAAAAUAUAUGGGGGUCUUGCAAGAAUCUUUACGAAAAAUACGGUUGCGCUGUCAACACGUCGUUGGCUUUAACAAUAGGACAAGGUUGUCCGCGACAAUGCAAUCUGAGAUGCAGAGAUGCAUACAAUUAUUUAAAAGAACAAAUGGAUGCAAAAAGAUUCCGGAAAAUACCCUAUUUUAUAGGUAAUAGGAUAUAGUGAUAUUUGUUUUAAUCGAACAAAGAACAAUCGCAAAUAUAGUUUUAUUCGUUAACUUCCAA
Molecule: messenger RNA, 1047 nt
Organism: Gordionus sp. m RMFG-2023
Lineage: Eukaryota; Metazoa; Nematomorpha; Gordioida; Chordodea; Parachordodidae
Product: cysteine-rich venom protein VAR8-like
Exons: 9
Coding region: 26-985 (319 amino acids)
Source: RefSeq, a predicted model, not a curated record